AAGUUCUUAGUUUUAUUAAUAACUACAAAGUUCAAUAACGAAAACUUCAUCAAAUUUUUGCAAUUCAGUAAUUCAGAUGAACAUUUUGAACAAAGUAUUGUUUGUCAGGACGGUAUUUAAAAUUGUGAUAUUAUAUAUUUUUUAGUUUUCAAGUUUACUGCUAAAACUAUUUGUUGGCAGGUUUCAGAAUAUGUGAUUAAAUUGACUAAGAGUUUACAAUUGCUUAUGGUUUAAAUUUAGAAAUAUAUUUUUGUUUAGGUAUUAAAAAAAAUGUUUAUUUGCUGGUGGGGAAACCGUUUAAAAUCGAUAUUGGCAAAUAAACUUAUUGGCGUCUCCGCUGAUAGCCAUGGAAACAGAACGCAUUGUUUAUGGAUACCCCGGCUUUUGUCGGCAUACUCGAUACUCAGAGUUUAUUUUAACGGCAGCAAUGAGCGCCACAACACGUACUGGAUUGGUUCCCACGCCCAAGAGGCAUGUCAAGUAUCUCAAAAAGCGCAAAAAUCAUCACGGCGAUGUCUCGCGAAUGCCGCUCAAGUUUGAGGCCACGCCCAUGCCGCUUUCGUUACGCCCCUUUGGCGGACUCUUUAAUCCGUUUGCCAAGGGAUGCUCGGUGCUGUGCAACCAUCCGGCUCCAUCAGGGGUUAAGGAUGUGAUCAAUCAGCUGAAGACAUCGCUGGCGAUUGAGGGCAAAAGUCAGCAGAAACCAGACAAGAUUCCCGAGGAGGCGGAACUGCAACCACAUGAGACGGAUAACAUUCCGGAGGAUCUGUUCCGGCGCUAUGCGGAAACGGACUCGCGGCCAAUGACGCCAACUCCCACGGUGACAAGUAUCCAUACCAGAACCAGUGCCGGCUCCUUUUAUCGCCGCUGCAUAACGCCCGAAUGGGGCAAACAUGAGAACAUUAAGCGGAAGAAAAUCAUAUUGGAUCUCAGGCGAUCCCACUCCCAGGAGACGCUCUACUGGAAGCCCAGUUCGGAGCUGACCCAAAGCGGCUUGGAGGAGGACAAAAAGCCCAAGAGUGCCGGGGCCAACGAUGACAAGAAGCCAAAGAGGCAGCCGUCCAACGAGCAAAGGCCCAAAUCCUCGCUGGCCACUGCAAACCUGGCUCCGGGAGGAGAUGCCACCAGUGAGCUGGAGGCCAAGCCCAAGACCUGCAUCAAUGAGCACGAGCUGAGCGACGAGGAUGUUCGCAGGGGCAAGAAACGGAAGAAGCUGAAGCCAGCUCAAGCCACUACCACGUUUCAUCUAAGUGAGGAUCCCGAGACUCAGGUGGCUGCUCUGGGACCCGACUCACUUAAUCCCAGCACCAGGCCAAGUUUGAUACCCAACUCACUUACCCUGCUGCCCAAGGACAAACGGGAAACUGAACGGGAGCCGAUCCUUUUGAAAGGAAGUUUCCUAACCGAUGAAGCGUUUCAGGCGCUUAAAACCGAUCUCGACGUGGAUCUUAUAGAAAACACAUUUGGGAGAUAUCUUAAUCGAGCACUUAGGGAAGCCAUUAAGUACAUGCCACCCAAGCCCAAAACUGUACCGAAAAUCAACGAAGAAAAAGUUCCCCCAGAAACCACAUCCAAGAUGCCACGAAAAUUCUCAAAAUCUGCAACGAGAUUUGAUGUACCCAUGGAUCUUUCUAUGCUUAAGAAUAUGACACCCUGGGACUAUUUGAGCAAGUUUGUCUGGGUUUCGCAACAGCGAAAACAGCUUUAUAAGCGUGUGUUUUUGAAAUAUCUAAGUCGAAUCGAGGAGCCAGAAAGUGAGUUGGCGGCCAUGGGAAAUGGAAAUGAUGAUCUGCCGGAAUACAAAUACAGGGAACGAACCCUCAUCUGGCAGAGUCUUCCGCAAGCUCUAGAGGAUGUCCUGGAGUUUCAUGGCACCGAGGAGAAUGUUCAAGGUACUCUCAGAAUGUUGGGCUACGAGGCCCAAGGAUCGGGGGACCUGGACUUUCGAGCCUGGUGCGGAAUCGUCUCAUUCGCCGAAAGAUUGGCGCUCGCCGAUGAGUCGGGAUCGGAAGAUUCGUGCGACGAGUUGGAAAAAGCUGACUUCAACAGCAUGGAACAGAUAAUGCCCGACUUUGCAGUGCCUGAAAAGCUCAGGGAAAUCUUUAACAUAAUACGAAAAACUCAUAAAACUAGGUAUUGAGUUGAACGUGAGGAAAAUUACAAAUGUUUCAUAAUU
This is a messenger RNA of Drosophila gunungcola (fruit fly), 2176 nucleotides long. RefSeq lists its product as uncharacterized. The record is from RefSeq and is a predicted model, not a curated record. The transcript has 5 exons. Lineage: Eukaryota; Metazoa; Arthropoda; Insecta; Diptera; Drosophilidae. The coding region runs from base 347 to 2140 and encodes 597 amino acids.